AUGGUUGAUCUUUUUCUGCUGUUCUUUGCUCCUUCUUUCUGGCCACAUAGGGCUAUGGCAGACCUUUUUCGCAAGACGUUCGAGUCUUCCCAACCCCGCCCCCAGACACUCUUGAGCUCCCAAGCCUCGAGAACGUCCGGUACCUCUCAUACCCACUCUCAUUCACUUGGUGACUCCCAAGCCAGCUGCACAACGCCUGGUAGCUCCCAGAACCAUUCCAAACCUCCCGGUGCUCCCCAGACCCGUUCACAACCUCCCAGAACAUGCAAAAACAAUGGCUCACAAACACAUGGUCGCUCACGAACUGCCUCACAAGCAUUCGGUGACUCUCACAUUCGUUCACAGCCUCUACCAAAGCGCAGAAAGACAAAGCCUGCUGCAAAGGGCUUGUGUCCUGAACCUUCAUUUCCCACGUGGUGUACUUCAAUGGUGGACCCUGUACUUGAAAUAGCCACCUACCAAGAGUCAGCAUUAAGCGCUCCGGCCAGUUCUGGUAACCCCUCUUGCAGUAUCUGCGAAGGUACCAAUAACGUAUGGACAUGCACCGAGAAUGGGUGCUCUACCGCUGUUUGUGUCAAGGCCGAUAAUCAGUUCGGCUGCAUCUUUAACGUAAGGGUUGGCAAAGAAGCCUUCUUCUGCCCUAGAUGCGUGCAAUUGAAAUUUCUACCCCUUCCGUACAUAAUGAGGACAAAGCCGUGCGAUAGGAGACUUAUGAAGGGAGCAGAAUGUCCCCUCUGGGCGGGUUUCCUUACUUGGGGCCAUGACGGCGAAUAUGCGCAAGAUUUAUCUCUCCUCAUGCUCAUUGAAAGUUUUUCCCUGAGCCCUGAAAAUCUCUCCAUAUUUGUCGGGAAACUGAAGAAGAAAAAACAGGGUCACCAACAACUUGUGAGACCCAGCCUCAAGUGGAUCCGUGAUCGCAAUGGGUUCAGCAACAUGAUGCUUUUCAUCAACGCCCAUAGCUAUGGGGACACAGGGCGCUUGCUUGCCGCAGGAACUCCUGCUAAACCUGACACCCAAUACGUCACCGAUUCUUGCUUAGCUGUGGGCCCUGUGUUCGCAACCAACACAGUUUUGCAAUACUCCGCCACCUUGUUGAGGAGCAAGUACUUUCAUAUACACAGAUCUGUUUUCAACUUUGUGUUUGCAUUCUCUGGUCGUACAACCAUGGAGAAACAGGUCUCGCUCGCGUUGAGCAAGUUUGUGUUCAAUGUCUACAUAUCACGUAUGGAUGUGUGGCAGUCUCUGCUCGAGUCCUUUGGUCAAGACAAAAUGGCGCUUCAAACCACCUCUGUCGCACUGAUCUGGACCGAGUCUAUGCCGAAUAACACCCAUAAGGGCCGGGUGCAUGCAAAGGAUACAGAGACAUUCUCUGGUUCUGAUGGGGCAGAGCCAGAGAUAGCAUAUACCUGCAUACAGUGCAAUCAUAAACGCCGGGUGUCGCAACCUUCAUGGAUUGAAGUAGUCAACGGUGGAAGAGGUCUGGUGGCCUUUCCUUGGCCUUUGAACCUGAACCAAUUGACCGAUUUGGGUAUUAAUCAUGUUCAACCUCUAUAA
This is a messenger RNA of Coniophora puteana RWD-64-598 SS2, 1554 nucleotides long. RefSeq lists its product as uncharacterized. Bases 1 to 1554 code for a protein of 517 amino acids. The transcript is spliced from 7 exons. Lineage: Eukaryota; Fungi; Basidiomycota; Agaricomycetes; Boletales; Coniophoraceae. The record is from RefSeq and is a predicted model, not a curated record.